Messenger RNA from Pecten maximus, 474 nucleotides. RefSeq names its product mucin-2-like. The transcript has a single exon. The record is from RefSeq and is a predicted model, not a curated record. Lineage: Eukaryota; Metazoa; Mollusca; Bivalvia; Pectinida; Pectinidae. Bases 1 to 474 code for a protein of 157 amino acids.
AUGCCACCCGUCACCAUCAUUAGCAUGCCACCAGUCGCCAACACUAGAAUUCCAGUUGCCACCACCACUAGCAUGCCAUUGGUUUCCAACACUAGUAGGCCACCCGUUUCCACCACUAGCAUGCCACAUGUCACCACCACUAGCAGGCCACCCAUCACCACCACUAGUACUGGCAGGCAACACGUCGCCAUCACAAGCAGGCCACCCAUCACCACUACUAGUACUGACAGGCCACCCGUCGCCAUCACUAGCAUGCCACCCGUUGCCACCAAUAGCAGACAACCCAUCGCCAUCACUAGUACUGGCCGGUCACCAGUCGCCAUCACUAGCAGGCCAGCCACUGCCACCACUAUUACUGGCAGGCCACCCGUUACCACCACUAGCAUGCCACAUGUCACCACCACUAGCAGGCCACCUAUCACCACCAAUAGUACUGGCAGGCCACCCGUCGCCAUCACAAGCAGGCCACCCUAG